This is a messenger RNA of Cloeon dipterum, 3200 nucleotides long. RefSeq names its product aminopeptidase Ey-like. The coding region runs from base 105 to 3011 and encodes 968 amino acids. Gene Ontology annotation, biological process: peptide catabolic process; proteolysis. Gene Ontology annotation, molecular function: zinc ion binding; peptide binding; metalloaminopeptidase activity. The record is from RefSeq and is a predicted model, not a curated record. NCBI's taxonomy places the organism in Eukaryota, Metazoa, Arthropoda, Insecta, Ephemeroptera, Baetidae. The transcript is spliced from 15 exons. Gene Ontology annotation, cellular component: cytoplasm.
CGGCGCUGCGCUGCGGGAGGUGCAGGUUCGAGACAGGCACCGCGCGCCACCGCGGACCCAGCCAUUGACCCAGCAGCUCUCCUGACGGACGGCCACACGGCGCGAUGGGUUCAAUAGCGCUGGUCCUAGUGCUGUUCACGGCCAGUUUCGCAUGCGGACAAGAGAGCAUCUCUACUGCGAGCGAAGAUUUAUCCACCUCGACCGCUGCCAGCGUUGAGAGCGACCUGUCGACGGCCAAUUCGCUGGCGGCCUCGACCACCGCGUCACCCGCUGCCGCCUCGAAUGCGACUUCGUACCGGCUGCCCGAAAACCUGCGCCCGGAACAUUACACUUUGGAAAUAAAAACCUUCCUCGAGGAAGACAACUUCAGAUUCGAGGGACGCACGGUGAUCAGGGUCAUUUGCGCGGAGGACACGUCCAAAGUGGUGCUGCACUCGAGAGGACUCAAUUUGACCACUGACGACGUCAACGUGACCGACAACGCGACUGGCCACAAUUUGCAAAUCGCUGGACACGAGAUUGACGCUGAAAACAGCUUUUACAUUAUUCAUCUGAACGAAGAGCUGAAAUCAGGGCACAAAUACAUCAUUGACAUUCCGUACACGGGAGCCCUCACCACUAACUUGGCAGGCUACUACAGAAGCAGCUAUAAAGACAAAGCCACUGGAACCACAAAAUGGAUGGGAGUGACACAAUUCGAGCCGGUGGACGCCCGCAGAGCCUUUCCUUGUUUUGAUGAGCCCGCUAUGAAGGCUGUUUUCCAAGUGAACAUGAUUCGCCGCAAGGGUUUCACCUCCAUCAGCAACAUGCCGCUGGCCAAAUCAGUCCAACUUGAGGACGAUUGGUUCCGCGACGAAUACGUUGAGAGUGUGCGAAUGUCGACGUACUUGGUGGCGUUUGUCGUUUCCGACUUUGCUUACUUGGAAUCCACCCCUGCCAACACCACCUUCAGGGUGUGGGCCCGACCUGACGCUAUCGCCCAGGCCAGCUAUUCCCUCGAUAUCGCUCCGAAGGUGCUUGAUUUCUUUGAAGAUUAUUUCAACGUGCCGUAUCCCCUUCCUAAAAUGGAUAUGAUUGCUGUGCCGGAUUUCUCGUCAGGUGCAAUGGAAAACUGGGGAUUGGUCACUUACAGAGAAACGGCUAUGCUGCACGAGGAAGGAGUUUCGCCCGCCAGCUCCAAAGAGUCCGUUACGCGCGUGGUUGCUCACGAAUUAGCACACCAGUGGUUUGGAAAUUUGGUCACCAUGAAGUGGUGGGAUGAUAUUUGGCUUAAUGAAGGAUUUGCUACUUACGUCGCAGCGCUGGGAACUUCUCAUGCCCAGCCAACAUGGAACUCGCUGGAAGACCAAAUGACGGAGUCUCUUCUUACCGUCUUCUCCGUGGACUCUUUGCAAUCUUCGCAUUCAGUCUCGAAUAACAUCAAGAAUGCGAAUGAAAUCUGGCAACUGUUUGAUGCGAUCUCAUACUCCAAAGGUGCCAUUAUUCUGAGGAUGAUGAACCACUUUUUGGGCGAGGGCACUUUUAGACGCGGCGUGAACAGAUACCUGAAGGCCCACCAGUUCAACAACGCGGCCCAAGACGCUUUGUGGGCUUGUUUAGAGGAGCAAGCGCAACUCGAUUCCGCAAAAGAUCCUGAGAAUAAGUCAGCUGCACCGGGCAGAGCGACAGUAAAAGAAAUCAUGGACAGCUGGACCCUCCAAACUGGAUAUCCUGUCAUUCACGUCAUGCGCAAUUACGAGGCAGGAACUGCUGAGCUUACGCAGAAUCGUUUUGUGACUGAUUGGCUCGGUCGGUCGAGCGACGAGAGCUUGUGGUGGGUGCCCAUCAGCUACACGGAUCCGUCGAAUGCGCUUCUCGACAUCAGCACCAAACCUCGCUUCUGGAUGAACACAUCAAACGCAACUCUGACUGAUCUGCCUAAAGAGGACCAAUGGCUCCUGCUCAACGUCAAUGCCACUGCUUUGUACCGGAUAAAUUAUGACCUGAAAAAUUGGGAAUUGCUCUCGACUGCGCUGAGGACCGAGAAAAACCACGGAGGAAUUCCUGGCUUGAACAGAGCACAAUUGAUCGACGACGCUCUUGACCUGGCCAGGGCAGGCUUGCUCGAGUACAACUCGGCCUUGAACCUUCUCCGCUACCUGCGUCAAGAGCGAGAGUACUUGCCCUGGCGAGCCGCUUUCUCGAACCUUGCCUACUUCACCAGGAUGACGAGACGGGGCGCCGGCUUUGGACCUUUCAGAAACUUUAUGAGAACCCUCCUCACACCCAUUUACGAGGAACUUGACGAGCCCUUGAGGGCGAGAAAGGCUGAUGACACUCUGCCGCAAACCAAACACCGCUCUCAGGUUCUAAGCUGGUCAUGCACCAUGGGAGUGUCUGACUGCGAAGCCAGGGCCACUGCCCUUUUCAAAACCUGGCAGGAACAAAGCGAGGACCCUGACGUCGUUAAUCCCAUUCCUGUUGACCUGAGAGGCGUGGUCUAUUGCGCUGCUGUGAAAUCCGGAGGGCAGCCAACCUGGGACUUUGUGUGGAAAAGAUUUUUGGGCUCGAACGUCGGCGCAGAAAAAGGCAAACUGCUCUCUGCUUUAGGAUGUGCGAAGGAAAUGUGGCUGCUGCACAGAUAUUUGGACAUGUCGUUGAAUGAAACUACAGGAAUCCGCAAGCAAGAUGCUCUUAGCGUGUUUUAUUCCGUGGCUCGCAGCUCGAGCGGCUUUUACGUGGCCAGAGAAUUUCUUUUCACUCGAAUCAAGGAUAUUCACGCCUUCUUUAAGCCAAAAUUCAAUCGCAUUGGACGCUUCGUUGGAGCUAUUUGCGAGUCGAUGAACACAGAAUACGACCUGAACCAGAUUAAAUCGUUCAUUGAUUUGAACGCCGAGUACCUCAAAGACUCGAAAUUGCAAGUGAAGCAGGCGCUGGAAAAUGUCCAGUUGAAUGUGCAGUGGCAUUCCCAGCACCACAAAACUGUCACCGAGUGGCUCUCCUCGCACGCCAAUGAACAAUACUUCGCGUAAUUUAGAUAUAGAUGUGUUGCUUAGCAAACAGAAAAUCGUAAAAAUGGGUAUUCUUGUUAUUGAUGUUCUGUAUAGCAAAAAGCAUAAAAAUUGUUUCAAAUCGGAUCAUUCGCACACAAAGAAUUAUCAUCGAAUGUCACACCAUAAAUUAAAUAAAAACGGAAUAUGUAACUAAUUGUUGAACUGAGA